CACAAACAUAAACGUCCGUAAUUAUUUGUAUCUUUCUAGUUACGUUGUGGAAUUGAAAUUCAUACAAAAAAAGAAAAAAAGCCAGCAAAUAAACACGGUUCGGAGACCACCAAGUUACUGAGGGCCCUAAUCAUCCACUGUAGUCUUCAACCCAAAAUUUAAACAACUAUAUGAAAACUAUAUAUGGCAUCCAUUUGGGACCCACCGUUCAUGGAGGCAUACAAGAACUUAUUGGAGAAGAAAGAAGAUAUGAAGAAUAAUAAUGAGGUGGUGGUGGUUGAGGAAUGCGAGCUUCCGGUGAUAGAUCUGAGCCUCUUAGAAGCGAGUGAGGAGGUGGCGAGGGAAGAGUGCAAGUCGCAGAUAGCUAGGGCUUCUGAGGAGUGGGGCUUCUUCCAGGUUGUGAAGCACGGCAUCUCCGGCGACAUACUGAAAAGGCUGAGGUGGCAGCAGGAGAAGGCCUUCAAGGAACCUUUCGAUGUGAAGGCCAAAGAGGACAACUUCUCCGCCGGUGCCUACCGCUGGGGAUCCCCUACUGCCACUUGCAUCAAACAGUUAUCUUGGUCUGAGGCUUUUCAUAUUCCCUUAACCGAUAUCAUUGGCUCCAAUAAUAUUCCAUCCAACACUCUCAAGUCGACAAUGGAACAGUUUGCAAGCAGAGUGUCGAGGCUAGCAGACAGAAUAGCAGAAAUACUGGCGGAGAAAAUGGGUGACAAGUCAAGCUUCAUGAAGGAGAAUUGCUUGCCAGACACUUGUUAUCUGAGACUGAACCGAUAUCCAGCGUGCCCAGUGAGGUGUGGUCACGAGAUUAAUGGACUGAUAACGCACACUGACAGCGACUUCCUGACCAUACUAUACCAAGAUCAUGAGGUGGGAGGGUUGCAGUUGGUGAAAGAUGGAAAGUGGAUAGCAGUGAAACCCAACCCUGAAGCUCUUAUUGUCAACAUCGGAGACUUAUUCCAGGCAUACAGCAAUGGGCUAUACAAGAGCGUGCAGCAUCGGGUUGUGGCGAAUCCCACAUCGGAGAGAUUCUCCACUGCGUAUUUCUUUUGCCCUUCCAAUGAUACUGUUAUAGAUAGCUGCAGGAAGCCCUCUCUUUACCGCAAAUUCAACUUUCGUGAGUACAGACAACAAGUUCGAGAUGAUGUUCGCACCCUUGGCUCCAAAAUAGGCUUGCCAAGGUUUCUUGUCACUCAUCAUUAUCAUCAACCAUAAUUAAUACAUUUAUUCAUUUAUUAUAUAUUUCUCUGCCUGUGCCUGGACGGAAGAAUGAACGAGCUAAGUUUUAUCUAGUUGUGGUCUAUAGAAAUAUAUGUUAUGUGGUCGUUGAUUCAUAUACUCAGACAUAGCUGCUGGUUUCACCCUGCAUGUUUUAUGCUGUCUCAUUUUGUCUGCUGUUAUGCCAUAAUACAAGCUACAAGGCCUAGUUUCUACUAUAUAUUAUUAUAAAAGGAAACAGAUCAGAGAGAGAUAGAGAGGGAGCAGAUAAAUCAGAAUAUAUAUGACAGUCUCUUUCUGUUUACAUGUCACUAGAAGAGAAGCAAUU
Arachis stenosperma is the source of this 1543-nucleotide messenger RNA. RefSeq names its product gibberellin 2-beta-dioxygenase 8-like. The record is from RefSeq and is a predicted model, not a curated record. The coding region runs from base 184 to 1212 and encodes 342 amino acids. The transcript has 3 exons. NCBI's taxonomy places the organism in Eukaryota, Viridiplantae, Streptophyta, Magnoliopsida, Fabales, Fabaceae.